GUCCCCCAAGUGCGCAGACUCAUGUGUAAGCGCCGCUGCACCACACCCCCAGCAAGAAGGCAGUCAGCAGAAUCUGUAGCUAUACCAGCAUCGAGCCAAAAGAGAGGAGGGUGGAGUGAAAUAACUACACCGUACAGUGAAAUACAUUACUGGAGAAGGAGGGUGGAGUGACAGAGCUACCGUACAGUGAAAUACAUUACCGGAGAAGAGCGAGAAAGAGAGUGAGCGUGAAAGAGAAAGAGAGCGGCUAAGCAAAAACAGAGAAUACCCCUUGGCUAAAAAGGGAAAUAAAAGGGAACCAGGAAAGGUGGAAACGUAAAGGCAGAUUUGAAUUUUGGCCCCUGCUGUGUUUCCCCUGGAAAGGUUAAACUAGACCCCUCUGCAAAACCUUGCCUUGCCUUGCUAUCCUGAUCUAUAAAUGGAGCUGGAGAACAUCGUUGCUAAUACAGUCUUGUUAAAAGCGAGAGAAGAUCCCAAUUUGAUUGGGUUGUGGAUCUUGUGGUUCUUUGCUGAUUUAGGUGGAGGAGGGAAACGAAAAGGCAAGAGUAAAAAGUGGAAGGAGAUCCUGAAGUUUCCUCAUAUAAACCUGUGUGAAGAACAGAGAAGAACGAUAGAGAGAGACUACUACAGUACCUGUGAGAAACAGCCCAUCGGUCGGCUUCUAUUCCGGCAGUUCUGUGAAACACGGCCUGAGUUUGAUUGCUGCAUUACAUUUAAAGACGCAGUGAUAGAAUAUGAAGUCACUCCAGACGAGAAGCUGGCAGAAAACGGAAAGGAAAUUAUCCGUAAAUACCUCACCCCAGAGUCCCCAGAUUUCAUAUCUGAAAUCGAUGAAGACAUUGUCCGUCAAACGAAAGAAAAGUUUGAAAACAGUCCCUGCAAGGAGCUCUUCUGUCACUGUGUAAAAUCCGUCCAAGACUACCUGAGCGGAGAGCCGUUCCGAGAAUACCAGAACAGCAUGCACUUCGACAGGUUCCUGCAGUGGAAGUGGCUAGAAAGGCAACCGGUAACAAAGAACACAUUUAGACAAUACAGAGUACUAGGAAAAGGAGGCUUUGGCGAGGUGUGUGCAUGCCAGGUACGAGCCACAGGAAAGAUGUACGCGUGUAAAAGGUUAGAGAAGAAGCGAAUAAAGAAGCGGAAAGGAGAAGCCAUGGCGCUAAACGAGAAACAGAUCCUAGAGAAAGUCAACAGUAGAUUUGUAGUUAAUUUAGCCUAUUCCUAUGAAACAAAGGAUGCACUGUGUCUAGUCUUGACCAUAAUGAACGGAGGUGACUUGAAGUUCCACAUCUAUAGCAUGGGGAAUCCUGGCUUCGAGGAGGACCGCGCCCUGUUCUAUUCUGCAGAGAUCCUGUGCGGCCUUGAAGAUCUCCACCGAGAAUGUAUUGUUUACAGGGAUUUGAAACCAGAAAACAUCUUGUUGGACGAUGAUGGCCACAUUAGGAUAUCUGAUCUGGGGCUGGCUAUCAAAAUCCCAGCUGGAGAAACGAUUCGGGGACGUGUCGGGACAGUGGGCUACAUGGCUCCUGAAGUGCUGAACAACCAGCGUUACACCACGUGCCCUGAUUACUGGGGCCUGGGCUGCCUGAUCUACGAGAUGAUCGCGGGCCAGUCUCCAUUCCGGGGGCGCAAGGAGAAGGUGAAGCGGGAUGAGGUGGACAAGAGGGUCCUGGAGUCAGAGGAGGUCUACUCAGACAAGUUCUCAGAGGAGGCCAAGUCUGUCUGUAAAGCGUUGCUAACCAAAGACCCCAAGGAGAGACUGGGGUGUAAAGGAGAGUCUGCCUUAGAAGUAAAGCGACAUCCCUUUUUUAAGUCUAUUGAUUUUAAACGAUUAGAAGCUGGAAUCUUGCAGCCCCCUUUUGUGCCUGAUCCCCGAGCUGUGUACUGUAAGGAUGUGCUGGAUAUUGAACAGUUCUCCACUGUGAAGGGAGUCAACCUGGACCAAACAGACGACGACUUCUAUUCUAAGUUUUCCACAGGGUGUGUGUCGAUUCCUUGGCAGAAUGAGAUGAUCGAAACAGAAUGUUUUAAAGAACUCAACAUGUUCGGACCAAACGGAACCCUCUCCCCAGACCUCGAUAGGAGCUACACCCCCGAGCCCCCCAAGAGAGGACUGCUGCAUCGGCUCUUCAACCGGCAGCACCAUCACAACAAUACGAACAGCCCUUCAAAUUCCAAGGCCCAUCCGAACCACCACUUGAAUUCCAAUCACGUGACUUCGAACUCCACAGGAAGUAGCUAGUGGCCGGCCUGGUCUUUGUCCUGCCCAUUGAUUGUAUCCUUCCAAUAUUUCUAAUACGAUUUGACACGAGCGGGUAAAACCAACGAGAGGAAACAGGGGUGAAAUCCUGGUGAGGUGUGCAACGCCACACACAAAAUGACGCUUUUCAUUCAUUCCAGAGCAACAGACGGAGCCUCUUUAACGAAGACGCUUCAGUUCCACUCAGGUCUAUAUGUGCACGCGCAAGAUCUAGGAAUCAACCUUAAGUCUCCUAAAAAAAAAUUAAAAAAAACAUUGCAAUAGAAAUUUAAGAAAACGAAAAUCAACAUGAAAUUGCACGAAUUUAAGAAACACAGCAUUGUACUAAAACUGAAUUUUGUCUUUUAUUAUUAUUAUUAUUAUUAUUAUUAUUAUUAUUAUUAUUAUUAUUAUUGUUAUUAUUUUAUCAUUAUUAGGGAAAAUACGUUUUGUAAAUGCAUCUAUUAUUGUCUCGGUUUACAUUUUGUACAUUUGUAUUUAAAUGAAGGUUUGAAUUUGGGUUAUAAAUUUUGAGCAGAGCAGUCAAAAGCAUGGUCUGAGUGACUUGCAUCGGAACUAUCCAUAUGAAAUGUGACUUACAACUUCCAUGAAUAAUUAUAUUUGUAUGUUUUUUAUAUUAUUUUUUUUUUCUGUUCUGUUUGGCGGACUUCAGGUCCGAUUUGCUUGCCAUAUCAACUGUUUCUAUUUAUUUAAAGUUGUAAUGUUUUAGUUUUUCCCUUUGUAUUAUUGUUUCUGUAAUGUUUUCUACAGCUUUAAAGAUGUGCCAUUUUUAACUGUUUCACUCACCUUUUAAUGCCAAAGCUGCAAUUUGAUAUUCACUUUUGGAUGCACAGCCGUUGCCUUUCCAAUAGGAAACUAGCCCACAUUAAAAAAGAAUUUGCUAACACACUCAACUCCAUGAUCAGCGCUUGAGUACAAAUACCAGCAAGCCAGGCAGAUCGGAUGCUUCUACAGUAAAGAACAAGCAUGCAAGCGGAAGGCUUGUUUGAAAUACUUUCACUGUGUUUCUCACACAUGUGUGUGCGUAUCAGUCCUGAGGGAACUCAUUCGCUCGUAAAUCUCCCUCCAUGGGGAAGAUGAGUUCAUCCUGGAGAGAGAACAGCAGUGAUCCUGCUAAUAACUGAACUAGUGUGGAGUUUGUUUAUGAAAAAACCCUAGAUAAAGGCUUCAGUGUGACUGCCCUGUCUAAAACUGUCACAGUCUGAAGGCUAUAGAGGCAUUCAGAGUACAGAAGUAACUCCUUCAUGUGCUGAAUGCAUUUUCUUGCAUCUUUUACCCACUGUAUAAUUUGGUAGCACCUGUGUUAGCUACUUGAACUGCCCUCAACAGUACUGCUAUGUUAUUUUUCCAAUACUAUGACACUGUCUUAAAUCGCCACAAAGCUGCAGUUGGUAACUAAUUCCACACUUAACGUACCUCUGUUUUAACUUUGUUUUAUACCAGGUUACAAAAUGUACAGAUUUGUGUACAAUGGAUAGCUGCCUACGUUAGUCCAGUGACAUUACCAUUUCAAGGACAUUCUUUUAUAUAUGAGAAUUGUACAAGUAAGUGUCUAUUUGAAACAAUAAAAUAAGUCUAGAAGACCUUUUUAACAGCCAAGCGAUUCUGAAACUUGCAAGAGCUGCAUUCUAAGUUGAUUUCCUGGGCCUCUCCAUGUUUUACUAGUCAAACAGGUUUGUCUGUGGAUACCCCUGGCCAGCCCUGUUCUGUUUGUGGUACUUAUUUCCAUCUCCACACUAAAUUCCAUCAACAACAUUAGAACCAUCGAAACAAGCGCUAAAAAACACCAAGAGUACCAACAAAUAUGAUAAAAGCAUCAAACCAUUUUUGUUCACACUAUUUAUGGCAUUUUGUUGAGGUGCUGUCCAUGGCUCAUUUACCAACAGAAAAGUGGUAACUGGGGUUAGUCCAGGGUUAGUUACUGUGCACUCUCCAGGUGUCAGAGUGCACAGUAAACCUGCCUCCAGGUGGCAGAGUGCACCAUUCACCCCCGACUCCUGCACAGUCUCCUACCUUCAAAGACAGGGUCAUCUGUAUAGUUAAGAGGGUCGGAAAUAUAACAGGUAUUUUAACUGAUAUAUUCACUUUGCAUAUCAUUUUCUGUUGUCAUCACAUCCUGGUGGGUUUUUACAAGUUUGCAGAGCUCCUGUGAUAUGAAUCGUGUUCUCAGAAUAAUGUCUGUACAGCUGGUGUACCAGAUAUGCUUAGUGAUUAGACAUGUUUGAAAGCGAAAGUCUCCAGGCUGUGCUAUACAAAGUGAAUCUCAACCAGAAGAUUAUUUUUGUUAAGAUACCUUUAGUAUUUCAUAUCUGUUACAAGUUGCUCUUUAACUUAUACAAUAGCUUUUAUCACAUGUAUGAGGAUAUGUGAUAACAGCUGUUAUAUAUUAAACUACUCACUGUCUGAUACAUCCAAGAUAUAGGGAGACUAUGAAGUAUGUAUGGCAUAGAAGCAAAUGGGUACAGCAGAGCCAGCAUGGGAGGAAGUGAAGUAUUGUACCAGAGGACGCACACAUGUCCAUAGGGGGCGCUGCUAACACAUCACAUGCUCAGACUGGUAAAAAAAAUAAUAUCUAGAACACUCCUGGCUGGUCUCACAGACCCAGAUUAGUACCUAAUUUUCAGUGUCUCAUAUAAAUUUUAUAUAGUGCUGAUCAGGAUCUGUAAAGGCUUAUAGUAGUGCUGAUCACUAGGUAUGAAACCAGCCUUCUGAUGAAGUCCUUGACUGAUACCACCACCUUCUUGUCAUGCUGUAAAGGAGUCUGCAAUCUGUGUGUUAACAGUGGUGACCCUGGAACAGUAUUGAUAUGUACUACUUGGUCACUGCUAGUGAAUGGGUUUACACAAAAUGUCAUUGUUUUUGUUAACAAAAUAUUAGAAUUUGUUUAGGUGAAAAUCUGUUAAAAAUCACUUUCUGAAAUGAUGGGGAAGGCUGGUCAGGUUCCAAUGACUGGCAGCUGUAGCAGCGUAAGAGGAAUGGGUUUCAGCUUUAGGAGACACGUUUGGAAGAGUUCUUGGUAAGCCACUUAUGAUUUCCAGGCUUGUUGCCCAUACUACUACUAGUACUACUACUAAUAAUAAUAAUAAUAAUAAUAAUAAUAAUAAUAAUAAUAAUAAUGUGUUCUUGAUUUUCUAAAUAUUUGACUCCAAACUGUAAAUUAUUUAUAUUUAUUUCACCUUAAAGUUGCAAAACUCGGAAAACUGCAGCAGAUGUGUUACUCAAAAACAUCUCUAUGUACAGUACUACAAAGCAGGCCAGGAUUGCAGCUUUAAAACAAGUGCAGAUUUCUAUCAGGAAGGACUAGCCUGUACUAUACCUGUAUCCCAAUACUGUCUCAAUACCAGCACAUCUAUGGUUGGUUAUAACCAAGUUAUUUAAAACGUCCCAAUGUCAGAUACUGUAUACAGAACACUGUAUGUAGUUCAUUGGUGAUUCCAAUCUCCAUAUACAUUGUCAAGUGUGAACAAGCAUGUUGUUUAAAGUAUGCAACAUCGCUAGCUUUAACUUUCAGUGCUGUUAUAAUGUAUUGUGUCUUCCAGCAUGCCUUAUGUUGUUAUCAAAAUAAAGUUGGUAGCAGUUUAUAAUCGUCAAAGAAUGCAGGCGAAGGCACAGUACAGGAACACCUGCCUGUUUGUGAUCUACAUGCUAACAGUGAUCUUGUGAGGUAUAGUGAUUACGUUAGACAGAAUACCGGUCUAAAGUUGUUCUAGUUAACACAAUCAUUUUAUAAAUCGCACCUGCUGUCAGUCUUCCACUUCUUUGGGCAACUGGAGAUUGAAAUUGACAGGCAAGGAAGUGAAACCGAUUUCCUGAGAGUAAGGCAUGGGAACAGAGAACUGCCUUUAUCCUAGUGUAGGACCAGGUAUCAUGUUUUGAAAUGGAAGGACGUGUUUGCUACAACAUGUGUUUCUUUCAAAACUGCACAUUUGAGACCUGUGUAGCUAAAUGGAAAAGUAACACAGGUCCGAUUUAUGGAAUUAUUUUGUUCGCUACAAUCACUUUGAAAGAUGGUUUUUCGAGUGAUGGACAUUCAUUUCUUCAAGAGUCUGCUUCAGAAAACAUUCAUUUCAGUUUGAAAUGCCUACAAUCAAAACCAUGGCAUUGUUCUGUACCUAUUUGUAAUAAUUCUGGAUUUGAUUGAAAACAUAAACAAAAGUUCUGAAAAGCUACUGUUCCUAACAUCUUGUCAGUAAUACGUAGCUGUUCGGUUAGGUCCUGUCCCUCUGUUAUUGUGUUUGGUUGUCGAACAUUCUGAUAGUACAAUGUGAAGUGGCAGAUUUCACCAUGGAACACUAGGGGCGUAGCAGUCUGUUUGCUGUUGCAGUGAAAAGGUUAAACAUUUACCCUUGAGGUAAGAUUAGAAGAAAAGUCAAGUUUCUUAUAGUUUUAACUCACUAUUUAGUCUUAGGAAAAGCAAUUAAUAAAUGCACACCUGACAAUCACUAGACAGUCCAAUGUGUGUGUGUGUGUAUAUAUAUAUAUAUAUAUAUAUAUAUAUAUA
Molecule: messenger RNA, 6761 nt
Organism: Acipenser ruthenus (sterlet)
Lineage: Eukaryota; Metazoa; Chordata; Actinopteri; Acipenseriformes; Acipenseridae
Product: G protein-coupled receptor kinase 5-like
Exons: 17
Coding region: 419-2242 (607 amino acids)
Biological process (GO): regulation of signal transduction; signal transduction; protein phosphorylation
Cellular component (GO): cytoplasm
Molecular function (GO): G protein-coupled receptor kinase activity; ATP binding
Source: RefSeq, a predicted model, not a curated record